Messenger RNA from Chironomus riparius, 884 nucleotides. The record is from the annotation of a GenBank genome assembly. NCBI's taxonomy places the organism in Eukaryota, Metazoa, Arthropoda, Insecta, Diptera, Chironomidae.
CGAGCAUCUGAGAUUAAAAGAGUUGGAAAAAAUGAAGUGCUUGUUUCUGUUUAAAGUAUUGAUUUACUUAAGUGUGGUGUCGAUAGUGUUGGGUGAUGAUUACUGCAAUAAAAAAUUAUGUAGUGGACAGUUGCAUGUUGCAUGCAAAAAUCCAGGUAAAUUUUCUUUCUUCUGUCCAAGAGAUAGAACAUCAGUAGCUCUUUCUGCUGACGAUAAAGAAACAAUUCUUGACAGCCACAAUUCUUUCAGAAAUAUUAUUGCAUCUGGCAGUAUCGGAAGUUUUUGUUCAGCUGGUAGAAUGGCAACUAUGCAAUGGUCAACUGAGUUGGAAAAUCUUGCAAAAUUGAAUGUUCUGCAGUGUAAAAUGAAUACUGAUGCUUGUCGCAAUACAUUGGAAUUCAGUAAGGUUGGACAAAAUUUAGCACUUCAGCAGCAAACUGGAACAUUUAUGGCUACAACCACUGCAUUAAUUAAGAGCAUUCAAUCAUGGUUUUAUGAAUAUCGACAAACUAAUCAAACGACUGUCGAUAAAUGUUGUGGAAAAAACUUACUGGAUUAUGAACAUUUUUUGCAAAUGGUUAAUGAUCGAGCAACUCAUAUAGGAUGCGCCAUCUCCAGAUACUCAGACUCUAGCAAAAAUGUCCUCAUCGCAUGCAAUUAUGCAUCAGGAAAUGCAUAUCGACACAAAAUUUACAAAUGUGGAAAGACAGCAAGUGAAUGUUUUAGUGGAACAAAUCCACGUUACAAAGCGCUGUGCAAUGUUAAUGAACUUAUCGAUGCUAAUCAAAUGUAUUAAGUGGAAUGCAAAAUCAAUUGAAUUUAUGAAUAAAAAUUUGCACAUAUUGACUCAUUUUCUAAAUUGAAUUAAUUACCUUAUUUUUAAU